Larimichthys crocea (large yellow croaker) is the source of this 2502-nucleotide messenger RNA. RefSeq lists its product as uncharacterized. Bases 125 to 916 code for a protein of 263 amino acids. The transcript is spliced from 6 exons. Lineage: Eukaryota; Metazoa; Chordata; Actinopteri; Sciaenidae. The record is from RefSeq and is a predicted model, not a curated record.
CGUAUCUCGUUGAAAACAUCGGCUGUCGUGUGCGCAAGUUAACUCGGUGGCUCGUUGAACCGAAACACCGGUCGGUCGGUCGGUCGGUGUUUGCUCCUCGCGGGGCUGCCGUACAGGUGUGGUGAUGCCUCAGAACGGUUUGAACUACGAGGGCAGAAGAAGAAGAGCGCGUGGCGACACCUGUGACGCCAACGGUCACGUCCCGGGCGCCGCUUUGGUUAAUGGUGCUGUCGUUCACAAUGGCUGCCCAGCAGCUGCCACUAGAAUCAGAGCGAGCGCACCAGCUGGUGCACCGACCGGUACCGAAGCACAGUGCAUGGUUAAUGGUUAUAUUAACAGUGGCUACAAGGGCAGGAGUAAGAAAGCGCCGCCGCCGCCGCCCCCGAGGACUCUGAGGAAACAAGGAAGCAGGAUUUCAGCCGUCACUGAUGCCUCAGCAGCUGGCAGCAGUACAGCCUUUCCAGGUGGUAUCUCAGUGAACGGGCCCACCAGUCCAGACACCACUGCUGCUGCUGCUGCUGGGCCCUGUAAUUCUGACCAAACGGCACCAGAGCCCAGCCCGUCAGCACCAGCAAGGAACCAGAGAAGAUGGAAGAGAAUCAGACAUAAGAGACCUGUCGGGACGCCACCACCGCCGAUGAUGCCACCACAGGAGGAGAACUGGGAAAGUGAGAUCCAAGAGGUCACUCUGACUGACUGGGAGAAGGAGAAUUUUGGGAGCGGACCCUACGGUCCCGAGGACGUGAUCCAUUAUUCUUUGCGGGAUUUGACACUAACUAAGCGAAGGGACACCCCCCCCGACCUGCCGGUGUCAGCCGAUUACAGGCCAGUCGUACACCACCGAAUACCUCUCCGCUGGUCCAGCUACAGCCUUCCCACCGAGCCCGAGCAGUUCGCAGACGCUGACGAGGUGUGACCGGACGUGCUGUGAUGAUGACGCUGACUUGACUCAUGAAGAGACGCGGUGCCUGACGGGAAGAGCCGGCGUCUCCUCUGAUGUCAGGUGUGUCCUCAGCGCGUGCACAGCUGGGCGGAUGGUGAGCAUCACCUGUGACGUCACAUCUGGAACAUCUGUCACGUUGUGCAGCGGCUGGCGCCCGGCUGCAGGCGACCCUCUCCAUGGUCUCUCCCACUAUGAAAGCGUUGGUGGAUGCCGUGUGGGCGGUGUGGAGCAUCGGGGCCUCCAUCUAUGACUACAUCCACACCAACGCCAUGGAGGAGCGCAUCCACGCCCUGGAGGACGUCAUCACCAUACACCAGUGUGUGAUCGGGCUGCUGUCCGCGGGCGUGUUGGUGCUGCUCACCUACAUCGUGUUCAAGAAGCUCUGAAGGACUCAGACAGGUGGUGUGGUGACACACCUGACAGGUGAAGUCAUUAGACAGGCCACAGGUAUCAUGUGGAGGUCCAGCUCUCUUUUAAAGGCUGCCCAGUAUUUAAUAUCUUUAAUUUUCAUGUCAAAUGUUGAUUUGAUGUUAAAUUUUAGUGGCUUAACAACCAAAACGAUCAAUUUUUUAAAUACUCAACAGGGUUAAAAAGCCUCUGAAAAAGAAGCAUCAUGGGACGCUGUGACUCAGCAGCUCGCUCAGCCUGAAGCUGUUGAUUAAAACAUGUCACAUUUGAACCGUUCAGUGGAUAAAAAUACUCUGCGUCAGCACAGACACUCCAUUAUAUCAGCAGCAGAUAUGAACCGUUUGAUUUGUAGUCGUUGUGAAUAGAGUGUGCCGGAGCAGAGACGUCAGCUGACUGCGAUGUUUUCUGGGCAUUUGAUUUUCUAAAGGGAUCAUUAUGGAACAGUUAGUGCCUUAAAGACAUCGAGUGUUUUUAUAUCACGACUGUCUGCAUCUAAAACGUUCACGUGUGUCAUUAUUGAUCCAUGAUCGUGCGCUGUACAUGAUGCUUUUUUUCCAUGAAUGUUUUGUCAUAACUCACAAGUGUCCUUAAAGACUUUAAAUAUAUUUAUGUCUAGUUUUUUAAUAGGCAAGUUUCCUGUAGUAAUAUUUAUUAUUUAUGGUUGUUUUUUUACAGAAGCCCGAAGCAGUCAUACAUUUUAUUUCCAACUUCUUCUCAAGAUAACGAGUUCAUUUCAUUUGUUUUUGUUUGAGAUCUUGAGGUAGAAGCUCUGUACGACCAUGCAUUCAUACAUUUUAAUUCCUAAAUUCAUUUUAUUUGUUUCCUCAAGAUUAUUUAUACUCUUAUUUAUGUCACUAUCAUGAAAUAACUGAUGUUAUUAUCCAGAGAAAACUGGUUAAUUUCCUCAAGAUAACGAGUUAAUUUAUGUAUUUUCUCGAGCUCUCGAGUUAUUUGUCAUUAACUCGACAUAACAAAUGUUAUCACGAGGUAAUGGGGUAAUUUUCUCGAGAUGGUGAGAUAAUGAAAUGUUUUUAUGAGAUAACGACAUAAUUAAUUUAAAAUUAAUUUGUUGAAAACAGAAGAGAUAAAACACAUGGCCGCUUCGGGCUUUAAUAGUUUUUAUUUAAUAUUUCUGUAUCGAUGUGUGAAAU